CACGCACGCCAGCCAGCCAAUGCGUCUGCGCUCAUUUGCAUGCGACUUGUCAACAUUCCUACUUUCUUCUUCAUCUUUCUGCUAAAGGUUUGGCCGCAGCACUAUUUGGAAGCCGUCUGGCACGCUAGCUACAGCGUGUCAUAACUGUAUUCUAAUAACUACGUAUUGCAAUCGUGUCGUUCCGACUGAGCCCCGCCCCGCUCCGCUCCGCUCCGAGUACUCGGGUUUACUUUCGUUUCCCUGCAGGUCAGCAGAUCGCUAAGCCACCUGUUGCAGACGUUCCGGGAUGGCAGGUGUGAUUCUUCACGGGUACCAGGAGGAGGUGGUCCAAAGGGCUCUGCAGGGGGAGAACAUCAUCGUGUGGCUGCCAACGGGAGCGGGCAAGACGCGAGCCGCCGUCUACGUGGCCCACAAGCAUUUGGAAAGGACGCCUGGGGCCAAGGUGGUGGUCCUGGUCAAUACGGUGCACCUGGUUGAGCAGCACUAUAGCAAGGAGUUCCAGCCAUUCUUGGGGCACGCCUACAAAGUGACAGCAGUGAGCAGCGACAGCGACCAAAAGGAUUUCCUGGGCGCCGUCCUGCGGGACCGCGACCUUCUCGUGUGCACAGCGCAGAUCCUCCUGAAUGCCCUGGACAGCGAUGAGGAAGACAAACACGUGGAGCUCUCGGACAUCACCCUGCUCGUGGUGGACGAGUGUCACCGCACUGUCAAGAAGACGGUGUAUAACAAGAUCAUGAGGCUCUACCUGGAGAAGAAGAUGAGCGGCCACGGACGGCUGCCGCAGGUCCUCGGCCUCACGGCGUCGCUGGGAUCGGGAGGAGCCAAAAGUCCGGAGAAAGCCGUGCAGCAUGUCCUGGAGAUGUGCGCCAACUUGGACUGCGCCAUCGUUUGCGCCGAAAACUGCAUUGAUGAGCUCAACGUAAAGAUAGCCAGGCCUCUUCAAACCUUUGAUAUCGUGGACAAAAGACAGGAGGAUCCAUUUGGUGCGCACGUGAAGUGGAUGAUGCAAGCUAUCCACGCUUUCAUGGAGCCUCCCGAGGACGUCACCCUCAGAGAGUUUGGCACGCAGGAGUACGAGAGCGAUGUGGUCGCACUGCAGAAGAGAGGCGUGAAGGAGCGCGACAGGCGACUGCAACAAUGCGCCAUCCAUCUGCGGCAGUACAACGACGCGCUGCUGAUCCACGACACGCUGCUGAUGGAGGACGCGCUGACUUCUCUCCACGACUUCUACACAGAGACCACAAUCACGGAUGACAUCGACCGCUUCCUGGUCAAUCUUUUCCAAGACAACCAAGCCGGGCUGCUGACCAUGGCUCGCGACACGCGUUACGCAAAUCCCAAAAUGGAGCAGCUGGAGAGCGUCCUGCUGAGGCACUUUUCUCCCAACGCCGAGUCCAGAGGAAUCAUCUUCAGCAAGACCCGCCGGAGCACGCAGGCACUGCACCGAUGGGCGCUCGCCAAAGAGCAACUGCGCUCGGCCGGCAUUAAGCCCGCCACCGUAACCGGCGGCGCCGGCAUGACGCAGCACGAUCGCAACGAAACCAUCCGCAACUUCCGCCUGGGCUCCGUCAACCUCCUGAUCGCCACCAGCGUGGCCGAAGAGGGCCUGGACAUCACCGAGUGCAACCUGGUGGUGCGCUACGGCCUGCUGACCAACGAGAUCGCCCAGCAGCAGGCGCGCGGUCGCGCCCGCGCCCAAGACAGCCACUACUCGCUGGUGGCCCAGCGCGGCGGGCCCGAGGAGCGACGCGAGCACCUCAACACUUACCUGGAGGGCCUCACCGCCGCCGCCGUCGGCACCAUUCACCAGAUGAGCCCGCCAGAGUUCAGGGCCAAGAUCGCCCAGCUCCAGCAGGGCGCUUGGGUGGCAACGGAGGAGGAGAAGAACAGCGGCGGUGGCGGCGGCGGCGGCGGCGCCGGCGGCGGCGGCUACUCGGCCGCCCAAGUCCAGCUGCUGUGCGCCAACUGCUUGACGGCUGUGGCGCGAGGAAGCGACAUCCAGUUGCUGGACAAAACGCAUUACGUCAACGUCAACCUGCAAUUCAGGAGUCGCUACAACCAGGGCACUCCGGUCUAUCUGGACAAGACGUUUGAGGACUGGGAGCCAGGCUGCAUCAUCACGUGCAACAACGGCAAUUGCAACAAGCGGUGGGGCUACGAGCUUAAGUACCACAAGCUGGCGCUGCUGCCCAACUUGGCCAUCAAGCACUUUGCCCUGGAGACGCCAGGCGGCAGGACCACGGUCAAGAAGUGGAAGGACGUCCCGUUCGCCGUGGAGCACUUGACCUUCAGCGAGUUCUGCCGUCGCCACGCCGCUCACCUUCUGGACUGACAAACGAGCUAAUGCUAAGCUCAUUUUCACAACGAUAUGUUGCCGUCCCUUUUUCCAAACAAAAACACAUUGAAUGGAAUGUGCAAUUUGAAUGUAUUUUUAAUUCUAUUGUAUCUGUUUGCGUGAUUAAAUGUAACCGUGUUUUCUUACACGGGUUAAUGAC
Syngnathus typhle (broad-nosed pipefish) is the source of this 2495-nucleotide messenger RNA. RefSeq names its product DEXH (Asp-Glu-X-His) box polypeptide 58 (gene dhx58). Gene Ontology annotation, molecular function: ATP binding; zinc ion binding; double-stranded RNA binding. Gene Ontology annotation, cellular component: cytoplasm. The transcript is spliced from 12 exons. Bases 287 to 2332 code for a protein of 681 amino acids. Gene Ontology annotation, biological process: positive regulation of interferon-beta production; innate immune response; response to virus. The record is from RefSeq and is a predicted model, not a curated record. NCBI's taxonomy places the organism in Eukaryota, Metazoa, Chordata, Actinopteri, Syngnathiformes, Syngnathidae.